GAAUCGGGCUGCGGUUCGCGUUGAUGAGUUUCUGCUUUAAUGAGCCCCGAAGCUCGGCAGAACACACAGUUCGACCGUCUCUCACCGGGGCCCAUCUCGGGAUUAUGCGCUGGCCGAGACCGGGACCCUUGUGUACCGUGAACCAGAGCGGAUGGCAUCUCCGGAGCUGAGCCUACUGGUGGAGCACCUUCCCCGGGACAAGAGGCAGCAGCAGCCUCGGUCUCCGCCCCGGACUUUCCUCUUCAGUCUGCGGACUCUAUUCGACAUCUUGGAGCAACAGAGCGGGGGUACGGUCGAACUGCGCGACAUUGAGAGGGGCUGGCCGGACGAGAGUAGCCGGGAGCCAGCUCUCCCGCCCGGGCUCAUUCCCUGCCUGCGUCGGGUAGCCGAUCCCGGGGGUCGCCUCACUUUUCCCCGCUUGCUGGCCGGAAUCAGGACGGCGCUGGAGCAGGAGACCGAGCCGGAGGGGACAUCACCUUCCGGAGAGCAGCAACACCGAGCAAAACCCUCCCCUCCGACCGGCUUCGCGCACCGAGAACCCGGGACACAGGGGAGUAAUGCCCCGACAACAGACAGCGGGAACCGCGCACUGGACCGCAGUGAAGGACCAGGAAUCAGUCGCUCACAGAGCAUCACUGGCUCCGUUGCUCAAGCCACCCAGCGACAGAGCUCCCGGUGCCGGAACGAGCCGCGGCGGCACACGGUAACCAGUGGCAUCGAUUACGACGUGCUGAAGCGGAUGAAGGAACUGGAGAAGGAGCGCGACGCACUCGCGCACGGCCUGGAGAUGGUGGAGCGGGUUCGCGGCUGGUACCUGCAGCAGAUCCACGGCGUUAGGUGGCGGCAGGAGCAAGCCCGGCGGGGGCUGGGGAAUGCGGACUGCCCCACUGACCCUCAGACGAACCGAGCCUGCCUCCUGUUGGCCAAGAUCCAGGAAGUGAACUGCUGCCUCAGUGACCUCAUGUCCUGCACGGGAAAGCCACCACACACCCAGAAUCCUGUUAAUGUGUUUGUUCCCGCUGCGAAGGCAAUUGGUUUCCACCGGCAGCCAGUCAACCUGCUGCAAGACCAGAACCAUCUGCUCACCAAGGAGCUGUCCGUGAAGAGUGAGCGGAUCGCCGUGCUGGAAAGGGAGAAGGCAUCGCUGAUCAAACGACUGAUCGAGACCCGAAGCCAGGGCGGUUCAGAGCCCAGUUGCGACGGCUCGACUAUCAUCUAGCCCGCUACUUGUCCGCCCCGUUACAGAAAAAGCAAGAGGAGUCAAGUGGCUGUCCCAAUCCGCCCCUCAAACUUUCCAGAUCACCUGACCGUGACUGUGUUCCCUAUUACAGUACGAUAAUUAUCCAACAUGCUGGACUUUGGAUGAAACUUGGUCCUAUGGCAAUGGGGGGAGCUGUACCAAAUAUGGGACCACUGUUCCUCCGAAAAAAAAUCCCUCUGUACCGAACAGAGAACUGUUACCUCUCAACUUUGAUCUUUGACAUGUCAUAGCAUGUUCAUCCAAUUGCAAUAACCCUAUCACUCUGGUCAAGGGUUCCGUCUAUUUAUUCUGUAUUUAUAUAAAUUAUUUGGAUUGG
This is a messenger RNA of Mobula hypostoma (lesser devil ray), 1577 nucleotides long. RefSeq names its product suppressor APC domain-containing protein 2-like. Bases 152 to 1219 code for a protein of 355 amino acids. The transcript has 6 exons. The record is from RefSeq and is a predicted model, not a curated record. NCBI's taxonomy places the organism in Eukaryota, Metazoa, Chordata, Chondrichthyes, Myliobatiformes, Myliobatidae.